Scatophagus argus is the source of this 4453-nucleotide messenger RNA. RefSeq names its product prenylcysteine oxidase-like. The coding region runs from base 493 to 1998 and encodes 501 amino acids. Lineage: Eukaryota; Metazoa; Chordata; Actinopteri; Scatophagidae. Gene Ontology annotation, molecular function: prenylcysteine oxidase activity. The transcript has 7 exons. The record is from RefSeq and is a predicted model, not a curated record. Gene Ontology annotation, biological process: prenylated protein catabolic process; prenylcysteine catabolic process.
GUCAUAUUAAGAAUAUGCCUAACUGGUUUACGCUGAGUGACGUUUUGUUUGUGGUGGGCGAACUUAAACUUGUUUUGUAUCGCUAAGAAUUUCUGAGUAAACCAAUCAGAAGCAGAGCAGGGCGGGUCAUCCUUUCGUUAUCCUGCCAAUACACGAUAGCCAUUGAUCGAAGCUAACGGAAACAAACCAGAGUUUGGGAUCACGUGAUGUUGCCGGAUGUGGACCAUUCAUUGGUGAAUUGACCUGCAUUAUCAUAGCUACAUCAUAGCCAUUAUGGAGCUGCCUUUUGUGCAGUGUUCCGAGUCUGUUUAAAACGUAGCAUAUCAAUUCACAGCGAUAGAGUCAACUGACAUGCAAAUGAUCUUGUUCUGAACAUACAGUCCUUUGUAAAGGAGAGAGCGGUAGAGGGGCUAGCUUUUGGUGUUAGGUUUACUCCUUGUCCUGCACCCGCUCGGCUCCUUUCCUCUCAGUUACCUCUGCUCUAUCGCCGCUAUGGGCGGCUCUCUCUUGCCGCUGCUCGUCGUCGUGCUGUCAGCCCGGUCGGCUACUGGAGACCCGGCGGGACCUGCUCAAGUCGACGGAGCUCCGCCUUCUAAAAUAGCGGUGGUUGGGGCAGGGAUAGGAGGCAGCGCCACAGCCCACUUCCUGCGGCAGCACUUUGGUCCUGAGGUCCAGGUGGACGUGUUUGAGAAGGGGGAGGUCGGAGGCCGUCUUGCCACCGUAACCGUCAAUCAUCAUGACUACGAGUCUGGAGGUUCCAUCAUACAUUCCCUCAACCUCCACAUGCAGGAGUUCGUCAAACAGCUAGGUUUGAAGUAUCGUCGUAGUGUGGCGGGUAAGACAGCUGUGUUUAAUGGCGAGGAGGUGAUUCUGGAGGAGACAGACUGGUACCUGCUGGACCUGUUUCGGCUGUGGUGGCGCUACGGCAUCAGCUUCAUACGCCUGCAGAUGUGGGUGGAGGAGAUCAUGGAGAAAUUCAUGAGGAUCUACAAGUACCAGGCUCAUGGUUAUGCCUUCAGCUCGGUGGAGGAACUGCUGGACUCUCUUGGAGGGAGUGGCUUCAUCAACAUGACCCGGAGGCCCCUCUCUGAUUCGCUGCUGGAGCUGGGUGUGUCACAGCGCUUCAUCGAUGAGGUCAUCGCGCCCGUCAUGAGGGUCAACUACGGGCAGAAUGUCAGCAUCCCCGCCUUUGUAGGUGCUGUGUCUUUAGCUGGUGCCCAGAACAACCUGUGGGCGGUGGAAGGAGGCAACAAGCUGGUGUGUUCUGGCCUGUUGAAGAUGGCAAAUGCUAAUCUGCUGCAAGCACAAGUCAACUCCAUCUCCUCAGUCUACUCAGCGGAGGCACACCAGUACCAGCUGACUUACACCACAGCAGCAGGGACGGGAUCAGAGCUGUAUGACAUUGUAGUGUUGGCGACACCUCUUCAGGAAAGCGUCAGGUCCGGAGUCCAGUUCCACGACUUCAACCCUCCAUUUGACCAGCUCCCGGGCAACUAUCACAGCACUGUAGCCACCAUUGUCCAUGGUUACCUCAACACCUCUUUCUUUGGUUUCCCGGACCCUCGCCUGUUCCCCUUCGCCAGCAUCUUGACAACUGAGACGGCUGAUCUGUUUUUCAACAGCGUGGCUAGCGUUUGUCCUGUCAACAUCUCGGCCGGCUUCCGACGCAAGCAGCCACAAGAGGCAGGAGUCUAUAAAGUCUUCUCCCCACAACCUCUGGACAAGGCACAACUCAAAAUGCUCUUCAGGUCGUACUAUUCAGUGCAGGUGACAGAGUGGCAGGCCUACCCCUGUUACAGCAGCAGCCAAGGACUGCCGCCUGUGGAGCUCCACCCCAAUCUGUAUUACCUCAAUGGCAUCGAGUUGGCCGGCAGUGCCAUGGAGAUGAGCUCAGUGGCUGCCAAAAACAUCGCCCUGCUGGCUUACCACCGCUGGAACAGGCAGACAGACAUGGUGGACCAGAGAGAUCUGAUGCACAGGAUCAAGACUGAACUAUGACCUUGUCAACUUGAGUGCAACAUGCUUCAGCAAAAUUACUCCAAAAUGUGUUUAUGCAGGGAAGCAAGGGUGGGGUUUCUGGGUAAUUGUAGCUCUUACAGCAUCGCAAAGCCGAUGGGCACACAUCUUCAGUUUAUACGCACACACUUCAGCUGUAUGUCCUGCUGGAGAAGGAAAAUGUCUGUAUUGGAGUACUAAAUUUUCACAGUUUGAACUGUGAUAACUAUUUGGUGUAUUUAGAGGGACAACCAAGCUAUAUUAUUUAGUACAGUACAUCCAACAUACCGGAUCAGUGAUUAAUCUGCUGAACAUAGUAUGACCCUGCUCCAUCCUACAUAAAUUUAAACAAAACAUAAAAAUUAAAACAGUAAGCAUGUAAGUGAAAUCAAGUCUAAUCUACAACUCUACUAAAUCAACUAAUUCUAAUCACUCCACUAAAGACAAUUGUGGUCCUGUGCUGCUGUUGACAGGCUUGUUUGAUUUCCCUGAUUGGUUCAUUCUCAGUGCUAGCAACAGAUAUUAAACAGUAUCAGAUGGGGAUUGACUUGACUGCAAAUGCUAAUUAGUGGUUUUAAUCAAAAAAGUCAGCUGCAGGCAGCUUUUCUUUCCCAAGAAAAAGGAAAAUGGGCUAACAAGGACAACACCAGCUGAUAUUUAAUAGCAGUAAAACGUGAAUUUAAUUGGGAGUCUUGUUUUAUUUAUUGGUGGUGUUAAUCAACAGCAGUCAGUAUGAGUAUCAGCCUAAAAUCCCUCCCUACUGCUCUGUGUAAUAAGUCUGUAUCCAAGUCAAGAAAGCACUGAAGAGACAGGAUUAAGAGCAAGAGCGAGACACUUUUAAACGGCUGCUGUAACAGCUGUGAGACAUAUGAGACAGAUCGGUGCGACAACUCUGGCACGUAAACCAGUAUUCUGUCAUAUUAUCAAAAACUGCAGCACUGCUAUUAUGGUUUAUAAAUUUAAGGACUUAAUGGACUGGCUGUUGGUGUGAACUGUGCCAAGGAGAUCUCAUUUGUAAAUUAAAAUCAUUAUUCAGUGACUCAUUCUAGUGGCCACUGGUGCUACGCUCUAAUGCCCCUUUCAUCAGACUGUUUCAUUAUCUCCUCUUCCUGCUGCUUUUGUUGCAUAAUCCAGCGGAAAGAAUUUUUUCAGAGAAUGGAGCCAACAAGCUUUCACACUGGACCAAAUAAAAGCAGAGGGCAGAUGGAGCUGCUGGUUGUGGUGAUGACACAAAAGCCUUGUUGAGAUCCUGCAUUUUUAAUUACCUCUGUAAUCUGAGGGGGGGGGGGGGGGGGGGUGAAGAAUUGAGGUUGGACAUCAACUUUAAGAAGCAAAGUGAUGGUAUAAGAAAGCAGUGACUGCUGAUUAUAAGACUGAGAAAUGUCUUGUUUUAUUCGUUACUGAUUUAUAACAAAGGAUUUUUGACAUCAGUGGUUUCUGGUUUCAGAAAAACUUGAAAUAUUAACUGAAAACCUUCUGACUCCAAGGUGCUUCAGAUAAUAGACAGUAUGAUUGUGUGAUGUGAAGGGAAAACUCCACAUCCCUUUAAUCUCAUGAAAUUGUUUCAAAAUGUCGUGAAAUGAUACGUUGGUGAAAUGAAGACCGUCGAUCUUUGGUUCUGAUCCUCUGACUUUUUGAUUUUUGGAAGGAGACAUUGGUGUUGAAUUAUUUCCAAUACUUUUUAGUGCUUUGAGCAUGACACGCAAAGUGCCAUUUAGUUCCAUUAUAUUCUAGAGAAGGCAGACAUCUCUACAGUCAAUAUCUCCAAAGAUCACACUAAAACUAGAUGCAUAAAUAUCUCCGCAGGUAGGAAGAGGGGGAAAUGGGGGAAACGUGUGUUUUUGGUUUUGUUGUGUCCCUUUAAGAGGGGAGGGAGGUGUUCAGCUGGUUGCAGUCUGCUACCUUGGCGCAAGAUGCCACUAAAUCCUACAGCCUGAAACAUUUAAUAAUGAUGCAUGAAUUGAUGAGCACUGAAUUGAUCACUGCUGUUUGUAUAAAGUAACAGGAGUACAGUAUUUUGUUAAACUACAGAUUCUCCGAGUGUGCGCGUUCAUGCUUGACUUUAUGAGAAGUAGUCUGAAAAAUUGUUUCAACUGGAGGCUUUUUGCAGAGCCUUCAUCACCUGCCUUCAGAUGCACUGAUUAAAAGUUGGGACAAAAGCGAGUUCUGUGUGAAAGUUCACUUUUAACCAGCGUUGCUCUGUACAGCAUGUAUCAGCAUAUUUAAUUUGCCUAAUAAACAAAAUAACGCAGCUUUUUGUAAUGCAUGAUGUGCAUUAUUCUGACUGCUGACAGAAUAAAAGGACUGGAUGGUUUGCCAGAAAUCUUUAAUUUUAAAAAAGUGUACUAAAGAUCAAGCUAUCACCUUCUGAUGUACCCUGGACAUUCAGGCUUUAUUUGCUAUUACUGUUUUCACAGACGAAAGGGUACUAAUUAAAAAAAAACAGUGCUGAAUCAAA